This is a messenger RNA of Closterium sp. Yama58-4, 2316 nucleotides long. The record is from the annotation of a GenBank genome assembly. NCBI's taxonomy places the organism in Eukaryota, Viridiplantae, Streptophyta, Zygnematophyceae, Desmidiales, Closteriaceae.
AUGGCCACUCCUCCUAUACUCGCUUUCGAUGCUGAGGGCCGCCCAGUGAAGUUCGACACCUGGCUCGAUGACCUCCACCUCUUCCUACAGCUCACUGCCAAGGAGGACAUUUCACUGUACGAUCACGCCCUAGGCCAUGCUACUGCCCCUCCUUCCACUGCUGACAGCACUCAGCGCUCACAGUGGCAGACUCGUGACGCCCACGCUCGCUUUGCCAUUCGCAACUCCCUGCCGCUAGAUGAGCGCGAGCACUUUGGCCAGCACAAAACUGCUAAGGACCUGUACACUGCUGUCGUCGCUCGUUACUCCUCACCUGCUUCUGCCACACUAGGCCGCCUCUCACUCCCCUACCUGUUCCCCGACCUGGCCUCCUUUCACACAGUUGCUGACCUCAUCACCCACCUCAAGACUAGUGAGGCCCGCUUCCGCGCUGCUAUGCCUGACGAGUUCCUUGCUAGCAACCCCCCCCCGCUCUGGCUCACUCUCUACCACAUCGUCACCCGCCUCCCUGACUCUCUGCGCGCAGUCAGGGAUCACUUCCUAGCUCGCUGCCCCACUGAGCUCACCAUUGCCCUCCUCGAGAAGGAACUCCUUGCAGCUGAGGCGAGCAUCGUCGCUGUAGGUGCCUCUCGUGGCGACCCCCGCACCCCUUUCUUUGAGGGGUGUUCCCCUUCCCCCCUUCUCCCCUCUGUCGCCUCUGCUGCUGCUGUCGACCUCCUUGGUGCUGAGAAGGUCGGGACCGCGUCUGCUUCGAGCGGGCGCCGCAGGAACAAAGGGGGCAAGGGUGGAGGUGGCGGCGGGGGCGGUGGGGGUGGAGGCGGUGGGAGUGGAGGAGGGGCUGGAGAGGCUAGUGGCGGCAGUGGGGGUGGUGACGGCAGCGGCGGAGGCGGUGGCAGGGGCGGGGGCGGCAGCGGGGGCGGAGGUGGUCGUGGCAGCGGCAGAGGAGGAGGUGGUCGAGGAGGUGGCGGCGGCGGUGGUGGUCGUGGAGGCGCUGGCGGUGGUCUGAGCCAGCAGCACACUCCGUCGCUCCAGGAGGCCCGUGAGUGGUAUGCCCAGCGCCCGGGGGCGCGUGGCUUUAGCUGCACGUACGUCAUCCGCACUGGUGACCGCACUGGUCAGACGUGUGGGAGGCCGCACCCCACGCACCGCUGUUUCUCGCGCCUUGACGACGCUUGGCGCGCUCAGUUCCCUGACGGCGCUGAGCUGCCCCGCUGGCUUGAUCUAAAGAGGAAGGGAGUUGAUAUCUGGGCUCUAGACUUUGAUGCUAUUCUCACUGCCAUGUAUGCGAUGUUUACUAGUGGAGAGGGUGCUCAGUACUUGCGUGUUCCGCCCGACCCGGGCAUUCUGACCAGUGAGGCUGCUGCUCUAGGUGCUAGUGAGACUGCCACUGCAGGUACUCGCGUGUCUGCCACCUCAGGUGAUGGUGAGGCUGUCGCUCUAGGUGCUAGUGAGUCUGUCUCCCCUGGUACUGAGUCGACUGAGGCACUGCACACCUUCACCCUGGACUCAGGUGCUUCUCGCUGUUUCUUUCGUGACCGCACUGCCCUUGAGCCGCUUGCUCGGCCAGUUGCUGUCUCCCUCGCUGACCCCUCUGGGGGUCCGGUCAUUGCGACCUCCUCCACUGUUCUUCCCUGUCCUGCGGUCCCGUCAGGCACACUGUCAGGUCUCUACCUCCCCUCGUUCUCUACGAACUUGGUGGCAGGUUGUGCGCUCCAGGACGGGGGUGUUCACCAGUUCACCCCUGCCUACGAGCACGUGACACACUGCACGUGUGCUCGGACGGGCCGUCACCUGGCUACCUUCACUCGGCAGCCGGGGUCGGACCUGUACACACUGACCACUGAGUCCCCUCAGGUAGCUGCGCCCGCGUCCGCGUCUGCGUCAGGCCAGCUGUCGGCCCCCUGCUCGUGUCGCUCUCUGGCGCACGACACCGUCCUCUGGCACCACCGACUUGGCCACCCGUCUGUGCAGCGCCUUCGUGCCAUGCACAAACGGCACCUUGUCUCUGGUCUUCCCAGGGUUCUCCCUCCCCUCCCACCCUCGCCUGCUCCUCCCUGUCUUCCCUGUGUCGAAGGGCGGCAGCGCGCCGCUCCUCACUCCUCCUCCUUUCCCCCGACGACUGCUCCCUUGCAGACGCUCCACCUGGACGUGUGGGGCCCAGCCCGCGUCCGUGGUCAGGGUCAGGAGAGGUACUUCCUGAUAGUUGUUGACGACUUCUCGCGCUACACCACGGUCUUCCCCUUGCGCACCAAGGGUGAGAGGUGGGGAGUUUUCCUCUGGCCUCUUGGAGGCCUUCUGUCAGCAGGAGGGCAUUGA